AUGGCCGCUGGAAAGAAACAGAAAAAAGCUUUAGAAAGCAUCAACACCAAGUUGGCUCUUGUUAUGAAGUCUGGAAAAUGCGUCCUUGGCCUGAAGCAAUCGUUGAAAACCCUAAGACAAGGAAAAUCUAAGCUGGUCAUCAUUGCUAACAACACAUCUCCGUUAAGAGUAUCAGAGAUUGAGUACUAUGCCAUGUUGUCCAAGACUGAUGUUUUCCAAUACUCCGGCAACAACAUUGAAUUAGGUACCGCAUGUGGUAAAUACUUCAGGGUUGCUACGCUUUCAAUCACCGAUCCAGGUGAUUCAGAUAUCAUCAAAACUAUACCUACUGACCAAGCCAACCAAUAA
Messenger RNA from Macrosiphum euphorbiae (potato aphid), 348 nucleotides. NCBI's taxonomy places the organism in Eukaryota, Metazoa, Arthropoda, Insecta, Hemiptera, Aphididae. The record is from the annotation of a GenBank genome assembly.